AUGCGGGUCUGGAGCUCCGAGAGGGUCCUGAUGUCACCGAAGCCUUAUAAAGAGGAAAUGACCGGGAACAUGGGCCGGAGACCACCCGGCCCGCUGCGCUGCGGGUCCUCGCUUUCCCUCCAGAGCCUAGGUCGCGCCCUCCCCGCUGGGCAGGAUUUAGCUGGAGAUCUAAGCCACAGCGGCCUCGGGAGAGCGUGUCCGAGCCGACCACGCGGCCAACACGUGUGGCGGCUCAGGGACCCUAGGGCUGGUGGCGUGGUCGGCAUGACCACCCGUCCCUGGGGCCGCCUCCAGGAGCUCCGGGGGGGAAUGAGUCCGGCCCGCGUGAGCGGCCUCGUGCCCCCCGAGCUCCCCCCGGGCCGUACACCUGGCCCAUCCCCUCCUCUGGGACCCCGCGAUCCCCCCGCGGCGCCGGUCACUAUCCAGCUGCAGCGUGCACCUGCUGGUGGGCGGAGCUCAGCACUUCCCAGCGGGAGGAGGGCGGGAGCCCGAGGGUCGCGCCUGGCGGGCCGAGCCGCCUGCGCUUACACUAAUGGGCGUGGAGGGGGUGUGGCCACACUGCCCCGCCCACCGCCUCACGCGGGGCUGAGGCCUCGGCGGGGGGGCGGGGCUUCCUGGAUGUGCGGGCUUCUGGCCAAUGGGUGCUGUGACGGGCGUGGCCGCAGUGUGGUGGGGGGUGAAGGGGUGAAGCUGCGGGGGCUCCUUGGGUCCUUUCCCGGCUCCUCCAGAUCCCCGGGAGCCCGGCUGCCCUCUGCCUUCUGGGCUUGCCGCUGUGGGUCCCGCCAGGCUCGCCCUCUGCACGUCGCCGAGUCCUGUGGCCCCGCGCCCUCCUCUGCCCUCCAAGCCGGGGCCCGCAGACCCUCGUUGCCGACCUGUCGUCUACCGCAGCUCCUGCGCCGCCAGCUCCUGAGACAGGAUGCCGCUGUCAAGAGGCAGAGUGGGUCUGGGGGACCGUUCCGGGGGCGCGGGGCACAGCCGGAUUCUGGGACCCCGGGGUUCAUCCGUUCCCUAGUACGCGGCACGGGAUCGUCUGUGCCGCCAGAGAGCAGCCACCACGCCACCGCCCCUCACACCACCUUCCUGCCCCGCUCCCCUGGGCAUGGCUCUCCGGGCCCUUCUCUGCUUCUGCAGGACGGGGAACUCCCCCGGCAGCAAGUGACGGGGACACUGGUCCUUGCUGUGUUCUCUGCCGUGCUUGGCUCCCUGCAGUUUGGCUAUAACAUUGGGGUCAUCAAUGCCCCACAGAAGGUGAUUGAACAGAGCUACAAUGAGACAUGGCUGGGUAGGCAGGGGCCCAAAGGGCCCAGCUCCAUCCCGCCAGGCACCCUCACCACCCUCUGGGCUCUCUCUGUGGCUAUCUUUUCUGUGGGCGGUAUGAUCUCCUCCUUCCUCAUUGGCAUCAUCUCCCAGUCGCUGGGAAGGAAAAGGGCUAUGCUGGUCAACAAUGCCCUGGCAGUGCUGGGGGGUGCCCUCAUGGGUCUGGCCAACACCGCUGCCUCCUAUGAGAUGCUCAUUCUUGGACGGUUCCUCAUCGGUGCCUAUUCAGGGCUGACGUCGGGGCUGGUACCCAUGUACGUGGGGGAGAUCGCCCCCACUCACCUGCGGGGUGCUUUGGGGACACUCAACCAACUGGCCAUCGUCAUUGGCAUUCUGAUUGCCCAGGUGCUGGGCUUGGAGUCCAUGCUGGGCACUGCCACCCUUUGGCCACUGCUCCUGGGCCUCACAGUGCUGCCUGCUGUCCUGCAGCUGGUUCUGCUGCCCUUCUGCCCGGAGAGCCCACGCUACCUCUACAUUAUCCGGAACCUGGAGGGGCCUGCCCGCAAGAGUCUGAAGCGCCUGACUGGCUGGGCUGAUGUAUCUGGAGCGCUGGCAGAGCUGAAGGAGGAGAAGCGGAAGCUGGAAUGUCAGCAGCCACUGUCCCCGCUCCAGGUCCUGGGCAGCCGCAUCCACCGGCAGCCACUCAUCAUUGCAGUUGUGCUGCAGCUGAGCCAGCAGCUCUCGGGCAUCAACGCUGUUUUCUAUUAUUCAACCAGCAUCUUCGAGACGGCAGGGGUAGGACAGCCAGCCUAUGCCACCAUAGGAGCUGGUGUGGUCAACACAGUCUUCACCUUAGUUUCGGUAUUCUUGGUAGAGCGGGCUGGACGCAGGACACUCCACCUCCUGGGCCUGGCAGGAAUGUGUGGCUGUUCCAUAUUGAUGACUGUGGCUCUGCUUCUGCUGGAGCGGGUUCCAGCCAUGAGCUAUGUCUCCAUCGUGGCCAUCUUUGGCUUUGUGGCCUUCUUUGAGAUUGGCCCUGGCCCCAUCCCCUGGUUCAUCGUGGCCGAGCUCUUCAGCCAGGGACCCCGUCCAGCAGCCAUGGCUGUGGCUGGCUUCUCCAACUGGACCUGCAACUUCAUCAUUGGCAUGGGCUUCCAGUAUGUUGCGGAGGCUAUGGGUCCCUACGUCUUCCUUCUAUUUGCGGCCCUCCUGCUUGGCUUCUUCAUCUUCACCUUCUUAAAAGUGCCCGAGACCCGAGGCCGGACAUUUGACCAGAUCUCAGCUGCCUUCCGCCGGACCCCUUCUCUUUUAGAGCAGGACAUAAAGCCCAGCACGGAACUGGAGUACUUAGGGCCAGAUGAGAAUGACUGAGGGGCAAGGCAGAGGGAGAGCCAACCUCCCUGUCCCCCCAGAGAGCCCAUCCUUUCCUUCCUCUGCAGCACUUUAACCCUCUCUUCCCCAGUACUUCCAGGGUGGAGAAAUCCCCUUCAGCCUGGUAGAAUUGGGAAGCUGGAGGGAAGGGUGGUCUAAGCACCCCCUUACUCGCCUCGUGUGACUCUUGGAUUAUUUGUGUUGUGGUUAGGCUGUGGCCAUCGGGAUGGGCCAGUUCCCUCUCUCCCCCUUCCUCCAUAGCCCAGCCCCUUCCUCCCCAGCCUCAGCUCCAGGAUAUUUCCUGUGGCUAGAGGGGGGCAUUGGAAGGAGGGGAGCCUCUAGGACUGACUUUUUCAGUAGGGGCUGAAACUGAAGCAGAGGGCAGGGUGGGUGAAGUCAAGUUUCCUGCCACCUUAGACUCCUCCCAGGAUCUGGAACUCUGAAUUCUGGCCACCUAGGCUCUGGGGGCAGGGGGCUCUCAGUCUCAACCCCUCCAGGGCAGAGGACACACCCCUCCCCAGGCCUGAUUUCCCCUCUCACUGUAGGCUCAGCCCUCUCAGCCAGCCUUCCCAGGGCGGCGGUGGGCGACAGGGAACACGAGAGUACAUGCCAGUGUGUGGCAAGAGGAAGGGACCGCAGGCUCCUGUCUCUAGACUUAAGGUUCCGGGCCUACCUGAUUGCUUACCAAGGCUGCCAAGUGAGGGCCCAGCUUGUUCCUCCUCUCCCAUCCUGGAAGGAUGCUGUACCCACAGGCUUUUGACCAGCUAAGGAGGAGAAGGGGUUUGAAAGGCUGCCUCUAUAAACACUGGGCUGGGAAGAGCCUUAUUUUUGUAUGCUUGACAGAGGAGUAGCGAUAAGAAACCAAGGGUCUGUUGUACUAAAUGUAUAUAUCUGUAUCUCUCUAUGUAUAAAGUCACUGUAUGAACACCAGUGUCCUGUUGUGGAAACAGUCAAGGGUGGGCUGAGACAAGGAUAAUAACUGCCCCCAA
Messenger RNA from Loxodonta africana (African savanna elephant), 3617 nucleotides. RefSeq names its product solute carrier family 2 member 4 (gene SLC2A4). The transcript is spliced from 16 exons. Bases 1 to 2628 code for a protein of 875 amino acids. The record is from RefSeq and is a predicted model, not a curated record. Gene Ontology annotation, cellular component: endomembrane system; perinuclear region of cytoplasm; membrane. Gene Ontology annotation, biological process: cellular response to insulin stimulus; D-glucose transmembrane transport. NCBI's taxonomy places the organism in Eukaryota, Metazoa, Chordata, Mammalia, Proboscidea, Elephantidae.